Messenger RNA from Microthlaspi erraticum, 810 nucleotides. Lineage: Eukaryota; Viridiplantae; Streptophyta; Magnoliopsida; Brassicales; Brassicaceae. The record is from the annotation of a GenBank genome assembly.
AUGCCUUUAAGCAACAAUGUAAUCGGCUGCAUAAACUUCAUCUCCGUCCUCCUCUCAGUUCCGGUCAUCGGCGCCGGAAUUUGGUUAGCCGUAGGAACCGUGGACUCCUGCGUCAAGGUUCUUCAAUGGCCAGUAAUAAUCCUCGGAAUCUUCAUCCUUCUCGUGGGUCUUGCUGGUUUCAUCGGAGGGUUUUGGAGAAUCACAUGGCUUCUCGUCGUUUACUUAAUCUUCAUGCUUUUUCUCAUCAUACUUUUAGGUGCUCUUGUCGGAUUUAUUUACAUGGUUACAAUUAGAGGCGCUGGUCAUCCAGAGCCAAGCAGAGCUUAUCUUGAGUAUAGUCUUCAAGAUUACUCUGGUUUCUUACGUCAAAGAGUUCAGAGAUCUUAUAAAUGGGAUAGGAUUCGAACUUGUUUGAGUACUACUUCUAUUUGCCCUGAACUAAACCAGAGAUUCACUCAGGCUCUUGAUUUCUUCAAUGCUCCUCUUAGCCCCAUUCAAUCUGGUUGCUGCAAGCCCCCAACAAAAUGUGGCUUCACGUUCGUGAACCCUACUUACUGGAUAAGUCCCAUAGAUAUGUCAGCAGAUAUGGAUUGUCUACAAUGGAGCAACGAACAAAACACUUUGUGCUACAGUUGCGAUUCUUGCAAAGCCGGUUUGCUCGCAAAUCUGAAGGUGGAUUGGUUAAAAGCUGAUAUCUUUCUCCUUUUGGCACUGAUCGGGUUGAUAAUCGUUUAUAUAAUUGGCUGCUGCGCUUUCCGGAAUGCGAAAACUGAGGAUAUUUUCAGAAAGUAUAGGCAGGGUUAUACUUGA